UAACGUAGACUAACUCCAAGUCGCGAGAUUCUACGUUACAUAAAACCAAAAGACUUCAUUCUCCUCUCUCAGAAUUCAAUUCGAAUUUUGAUUUCAUCAAUCCCAAUUCUCUCGCCGGAGAAGUAACAGAGAGCUGCUUCAAUGGCUUCUAACUCAUUACUACGUUCUUCAAAUUUCUUAGGAUCCCAUAUCAUAAUCUCUUCUCCCACCCCUAAAACCACCAGGAACCCCUCGCUCCCUUUUCCCUUUGCCACCCGCGCAAAAUAUCAAAUCCCUCGAUCGUCUCUUCGGGAUGAAGACAACAAUUCGCCAAAUGCUAAACCCAAUUCGCCGUUUUCGUCGAAAGUAGCUUUAGCAGCUAUUCUGUUUUCCUCGAUGUCAUCAUCUUCGCCUCCGCGAGCUUUAGCUGUAGUGGACGAACCACCUUCUCCAUCUGUCGUUGUUGAAGCUCAAGCAGUGAAGCCAUCGACGUCGCCGUUGUUUAUUCAGAACGAGAUACUUAAGGCUCCUAGUCCUAAAUCAUCUGAUCUUCCAGAAGGAUCUCAGUGGCGAUACAGCGAGUUUCUUAAUGCUGUGAAGAAAGGUAAAGUGGAGAGAGUUAGAUUCAGCAAAGACGGUUCUGUUCUUCAGCUUACUGCCGUUGAUAACCGCCGUGCCUCUGUGAUUGUUCCCAAUGACCCUGACCUCAUUGAUAUCUUGGCUAUGAACGGAGUUGAUAUAUCUGUGUCUGAGGGAGAAUCCACUGGCAACGACUUGUUCACUGUCAUUGGAAACUUGAUUUUCCCGAUUUUGGCCUUUGGUGGACUCUUCCUGCUUUUCAGGCGAGCUCAGGGUGGUCCUGGUGGUGGCCCUGGUGGCUUGGGUGGUCCUAUGGAUUUCGGACGUUCUAAAUCCAAGUUCCAGGAAGUGCCUGAGACUGGUGUGUCAUUUGCAGAUGUUGCUGGGGCUGAUCAAGCUAAGCUGGAAUUACAGGAAGUUGUGGAUUUCUUGAAGAAUCCUGAUAAGUACACAGCCUUGGGUGCCAAGAUUCCUAAAGGGUGUUUGCUUGUUGGACCGCCUGGUACGGGUAAGACCCUCUUGGCCAGGGCUGUAGCUGGGGAAGCAGGAGUACCGUUCUUCUCUUGCGCGGCCUCAGAGUUUGUGGAGCUUUUCGUGGGUGUGGGUGCAUCUAGAGUUAGGGAUUUGUUCGAGAAGGCUAAGUCGAAAGCCCCUUGUAUUGUAUUCAUUGAUGAGAUUGACGCUGUGGGGAGGCAGAGAGGAGCUGGGAUGGGAGGAGGAAAUGAUGAGAGAGAACAGACCAUUAAUCAGUUGUUGACAGAGAUGGAUGGAUUUUCUGGCAACUCUGGUGUGAUAGUUUUGGCAGCUACGAAUAGGCCAGAUGUUCUUGAUUCUGCUCUGUUAAGGCCUGGAAGGUUUGAUCGACAGGUCACGGUGGAUAGGCCUGAUGUAGCUGGCAGAGUCAAGAUUCUUCAGGUUCAUUCAAGGGGGAAGGCACUCGGUAAAGAUGUAGACUUUGACAAGGUUGCGAGGAGGACCCCUGGUUUCACGGGUGCUGACUUACAGAACCUGAUGAACGAAGCAGCGAUUCUCGCAGCCAGGCGUGAGCUUAAGGAAAUAAGCAAGGACGAAAUCUCUGAUGCUCUUGAGAGAAUCAUUGCUGGACCUGAGAAGAAGAAUGCAGUUGUCUCUGAUGAGAAGAAGAGACUUGUUGCAUACCAUGAGGCUGGUCAUGCUCUAGUGGGUGCUCUUAUGCCGGAAUAUGAUCCGGUUGCCAAGAUUUCUAUCAUUCCUCGUGGCCAAGCUGGUGGGCUCACCUUUUUUGCUCCAAGUGAAGAAAGACUUGAGUCUGGAUUGUACAGCAGGAGUUACCUCGAGAAUCAAAUGGCUGUAGCACUUGGCGGAAGGGUUGCAGAGGAGGUGAUCUUUGGCGAUGAGAAUGUGACGACUGGAGCAUCAAAUGAUUUCAUGCAGGUGUCUCGUGUGGCACGUCAAAUGAUUGAGAGAUUUGGGUUCAGCAAAAAGAUUGGACAAGUUGCUGUUGGUGGCCCUGGUGGAAAUCCCUUUAUGGGUCAACAAAUGUCAUCACAGAAAGAUUACUCAAUGGCAACUGCAGAUAUCGUAGAUGCCGAGGUGAGAGAGCUUGUUGAGAAGGCAUACAAGAGAGCAACGGAGAUCAUAACAACUCAUAUUGAUAUCCUACACAAGCUUGCACAGCUCCUGAUCGAGAAAGAGACUGUUGAUGGAGAAGAAUUUAUGAGUCUCUUUAUUGAUGGCCAAGCUGAGUUGUAUAUUUCUUGAUUCCUCAAAGUGGCCAUCGCUUACAGUACCAUUAGCUAAUAACGUCUAUUUGUGUUCAUAUGUGUCACAGAUUUAGCAUAUCCUGUUCAGUACAUUUGUGUAUAUGUCUUUUUUUCAGUCCAUAUACUUUUAGUGUAAUAUAUGAGCAUGUUCAGUU
Molecule: messenger RNA, 2455 nt
Organism: Capsella rubella
Lineage: Eukaryota; Viridiplantae; Streptophyta; Magnoliopsida; Brassicales; Brassicaceae
Product: ATP-dependent zinc metalloprotease FTSH 1, chloroplastic
Exons: 5
Coding region: 142-2298 (718 amino acids)
Biological process (GO): proteolysis
Cellular component (GO): chloroplast thylakoid; membrane
Molecular function (GO): ATP hydrolysis activity; metalloendopeptidase activity; ATP binding
Source: RefSeq, a predicted model, not a curated record